Molecule: messenger RNA, 914 nt
Organism: Aplysia californica (California sea hare)
Lineage: Eukaryota; Metazoa; Mollusca; Gastropoda; Aplysiida; Aplysiidae
Product: peptidyl-prolyl cis-trans isomerase
Biological process (GO): protein peptidyl-prolyl isomerization; protein folding
Cellular component (GO): intracellular membrane-bounded organelle
Molecular function (GO): peptidyl-prolyl cis-trans isomerase activity
Source: RefSeq, a predicted model, not a curated record
CUGUAUGACGACGUUGUACCAAAGACCUCAGAGAACUUCCGUGCUCUGUGCACUGGCGAGAAAGGCUUCGGCUAUGGCGGCUCCAAGUUCCACAGGAUCAUUCCUGGCUUCAUGUGCCAAGGGGGCGACUUCACACGGGGAGAUGGAACCGGGGGGAAGAGUAUCUACGGCAACAAAUUUGCAGAUGAGAACUUUGUGAGGCAACACUCAAAGCCAGGUCUGCUCUCAAUGGCCAAUGCUGGACCAAACACCAAUGGAUCCCAGUUUUUCAUCACAACUGAAAAGACCCCAUGGCUGGACAAGAAGCACGUGGUGUUCGGCGAAGUGACGGAAGGCUUUGACACCGUCGUCAGGGAGAUGGAGAAGAACGGCAGCCAGAGCGGAAAGACGACCAAGCCUGUGUGCAUUGCCAAGAGUGGAACUCUUUGAUCAGACCACGCAGGGAAGGAAAGAAAUGGGGCGGAGGAGGAACGAAAGAAUUCUCUCAGAAAUGUUUAUUUAGAUCUCUAUACCACAGGCCGGUGUUCUUUCUAUUCAGCAGAAAUGUUUAAAGGGGUUCCUUCCUUGGAUUUUGUUACUAUUCUGACGCCACCAUUGUCUACAGCAUGCUUGGUGCGCUGUGCUACCGUUAGUUCACUGCUCAGGAUCCAGUCUCUAGUCAGCUCCACGCUACAAGGCAUUACCAACACCCACCAGGGAAGUUAUUUGCAUUUUAUUUGUCCGGGCUUGUUAGCUGCAAUGAAACGUUUAGGAUUUGUCCAGUGUUAGGGAAGGAAGCUUUCCCUGGAGUUCUCUGUCCACAAGUUUUCUUAUAGCUGUUGAACUUACUUGUGCGGCCCUGCCACAUUUUUAUUUUAUUGGGGUUUUAAAAAAAUUUUUUUUUUUUUGAAUGAAUAAAACUUUUUGAUAUCUUA